AUGACUGCCUUCACCAUUCCCCGACCCAGUCGUUCCCCAAGGGCCUCGUCUGCUCCUCGACCUACCUCUUCUGCUCGCCCCAGGGCCGCACCGGCUUCCCGACCUGCCUCCUCUACGCGCUCCCAGGCCUCGCCUACUUCCUGGCCUGCCUCCUCUACUCAUCCCCGAACCACGCCUACUUCCCGACCUGCAUCAUCUGUUCCUCUCCGACAGGACAUUCCUUCCCCCCUUACUUCUGGCCCUGGUCGUGGACGUGGUCGAAGAUCAGCCAAUGUAACUUACGCCAGCCCUGCCUUCAGAGAAGCAUCUCAGGUGGAUAGUCGGGCACGUUCUGUAAAUGACCGCUCAAGUCGGGAUACACCUUCUUCUUCUCGGCGCAGGUCUCGGCUACCUUCUGAGGAUUCUGAUUCGGACGAUCAGCCUUUGGCUCACAGAGUUCGCCGAAGAACUACCACUCCUAGACAAGACUUGGGCCCUUCUCCUGUUCCUCAUCCUUCGCCUCCUGUUGCAAUCACCACUCCUAUCACGAGCCAGGCAGAUACUCCUCCUGCUCCUCCUGAGGUUCCGGCCGAGCUACCACUAGCUCAACCUUCAUUCUCACAGCCUCCUGCUCCUCCUGAGGUCUCGGCUGAGCCACCACUAGCUCAACCAUCAUUCUCACAACCUCCUGCUCCUCCUGAGGUCCUGGCCGAGCCACCACUGGCUCAACCUUCAUUCUCACAACAGCACUGUAGCACCGAAGCAGACCCCUCACAUCACCCUUCACCAAAUACCUCACCUCAAGAGCCUUCCCAUGUGCCCCCUUCAGCUCCCUCUGGCUCAACUAUUGGUCCUUCACAGCCACCACCACCUGCUCAUCACCAUUACCAUACCACUACCCCUUUUAAGACUAGGUUAAGGUCAAGGCAAGACGUUCCCACCAGCACCUUGAUAAUGAAAGGUCAUUUAGCCCCUUUAUGGGAAGAAAGUAUGCACCAGAUGGAACUCUUGCCGCCACCUGCCCAAAUGGAUAGAUUCUCAGAGCUGUAUAUCAAGGCUUGUGAAGAGUCCUUGAUAAUAAAUCAAUCCUUUCAUGCCACUCAUUACCAGAAUAAAGUGCUGCGGGCAGGGUAA
This is a messenger RNA of Zingiber officinale, 1113 nucleotides long. RefSeq names its product vegetative cell wall protein gp1-like. The record is from RefSeq and is a predicted model, not a curated record. The transcript has 2 exons. NCBI's taxonomy places the organism in Eukaryota, Viridiplantae, Streptophyta, Magnoliopsida, Zingiberales, Zingiberaceae. Bases 1 to 1113 code for a protein of 370 amino acids.